Sesamum indicum (sesame) is the source of this 816-nucleotide messenger RNA. RefSeq names its product RING/U-box superfamily protein. Gene Ontology annotation, biological process: protein ubiquitination. Gene Ontology annotation, molecular function: transferase activity. Lineage: Eukaryota; Viridiplantae; Streptophyta; Magnoliopsida; Lamiales; Pedaliaceae. The record is from RefSeq and is a predicted model, not a curated record.
GGCACAUUGCAACUUCUUUAUUAUCAGAGUUGCACCAAAAUAUAUAUGACACUUUUAUAAGUAUCACAAAUAUCCUUAAACAGCCCCAAACUUUAACCCCUCCUUUCUCAGACAGUUGAAGCUCCAUCAAGAAAGAUUGAUGGAUUCACCUCAGUCCCAAAGCCCUCCUCGGCAAUAUCCUGAAGCAAUCCAAAUUAAGCUUUAUCAGGCAUUCAUAUUCUCCAUUCCUAUCCUCUUCUCAGUCAUUCUUUUUCUUUUGUUCUACUUGUUCUACCUCAAGCGAAGAGCUUCUGGUAUCUCAUCAACUCCACCUCGUCUUCCAAGGACUAUCCAUGAUACUAACAUCACAACACCUUCUGAUUCGGAUUUGAAAAAUGAGCUGAACGACAAGCUGUGCACAGUCUUGUUUAAUGAAGAUAUGGAAGCAAGGGAUUCACUGUGCUGUGUUUGCUUAGGAGAGUUUGAGGUGAAAGAAGAGCUGAUUCAAGUUCCAUCUUGCAAGCACAUAUUCCACAUUGACUGCCUCCGGCGCUGGCUGCUCAAAAAUUCAACUUGUCCACUUUGUAGGUCCCCUGUUGUCUCUGGCAAUAACUCUGGAUCCCACCACCAUCAGACACCCACUUCUCCAGCCAACUUGAUGCUUGUAAACAGAGACUCUAACAACCAUCAAGGUGGCGGUACUUCUGCCACAGUGACUGCCUUUGCAGCAUAGCACAAGGCCUGCGGGGUCAUGUGGUGGUAGUUCAUACAGGUCUAUGUAAAAAAAUACAUGGCUUUUACCAAGUAAGUUGUGCAAUUUUUUGAGAAAAUGGCUUA